Hemiscyllium ocellatum (epaulette shark) is the source of this 5016-nucleotide messenger RNA. RefSeq names its product adducin 1 (alpha) (gene add1). NCBI's taxonomy places the organism in Eukaryota, Metazoa, Chordata, Chondrichthyes, Orectolobiformes, Hemiscylliidae. Gene Ontology annotation, molecular function: actin filament binding. Gene Ontology annotation, biological process: positive regulation of adherens junction organization; barbed-end actin filament capping; positive regulation of establishment of endothelial barrier. Gene Ontology annotation, cellular component: cytoskeleton; focal adhesion; postsynaptic density. Bases 424 to 2829 code for a protein of 801 amino acids. The record is from RefSeq and is a predicted model, not a curated record. The transcript is spliced from 17 exons.
CGUUUUCGCCUCGCGAUCUGGAGUCGUCGUGUUCUCGCCCUCUUUUCUGGAGGCGCUGCUGUUGCCGCCGCACCCACGUCUAUGUAUUUGUACUAGAGAGGCGGAGUUAAAGGAGGAGGGGUGAAAGAGAAUAUAGAGAGAGAAAAAAAGGAAAGAAAUCGACUAGGGUACCUCUUAAAGGGGGUGGGGGAGGCAAUAAAGACAAUAUCCUUACCACUCAUUUGAAGCGAAAACACAUCAAUAAUCUGCGCGUCACCUCACGUAGAGACUGGCGGCGGUGUUUCUCCCGUGGAAAGAUAAUUCCAUGUGAUAUAGAAGGAAGUCUAAGAAGAGGAAAUCAUUUGUCUCAUUGUCCAGAAGUUGUGUAUAUGGUAAAAUUAAAGGUUUCCUUCCUCGUAUGUUAAGGAACUUGAACAACUUGCAAUGAAUGGUGAGUCUGGUGUGGGGGUGGUUACUUCCCCACCUCCAACUGCUCCGCACAAGGAGAAAUACUUUGAUCGAGUCGAUGAGAACAAUCCUGAAUACCUCAGAGAAAGGAAUAUGCCACCAGAUUUGCGCCAAGAUUUCAAUAUGAUGGAGCAGAGGAAAAGGGUUUCCAUGAUUCUACAAAGUCCGGCUUUUUGUGAAGAAUUGGAAUCAAUGAUUCAGGAACAACUCAAGAAAGGAAAAAAUCCUACUAGUCUACUUGCAUUACAGCAGAUUGCAGAUUUCAUGACAACAAAUGUACCUAGUAUGUACCCUGCUGCACCACAGGGUGGAAUGGCUGCAUUGAACAUGAGUCUUGGAAUGGUUACCCCUGUGAAUGAUCUCCGAGGAUCUGAAUCCGUUGCAUAUGAAAAAGGAGAGAAAUUGCUACGUUGUAAGCUAGCAGCCUUCCACAGACUGGCAGACCUCUUUGGAUGGUCACAACUUAUCUACAACCACAUUACAGUCAGAGUCAGCUCUGAACAGGAACAUUUUCUCAUUGUACCUUUUGGACUUCUUUACAGUGAGGUCACUGCAUCUAGUUUGGUUAAAGUUAAUCUUCAAGGCGAUAUAAUCGAUCGGGGCUGCACCAAUUUGGGAAUAAAUCAGGCUGGCUUUACCUUGCACUCUGCCAUCUAUGCAACUCGUCCAGAUGUCCGAUGCAUUGUACACAUUCACACACCAGCUGGAGCUGCAGUUUCAGCAAUGAAGUGUGGCCUACUGCCCAUUUCUCCAGAAGCGUUGGCACUUGGAGAGAUAGCUUACCAUGACUACCACGGAAUUCUUGUGGAUGAAGGAGAAAAGAUUCUUAUACAAAAAAAUCUGGGCCCCAAGAACAAGGUGCUCAUUCUAAGGAACCAUGGUCUAGUUGCUGUUGGUGAAACUAUUGAGGAAGCUUUCUAUUACAUUCACAACUUAGUUGUAGCCUGUGAAAUUCAGGUUCGUACAAUGGCCAGUGCUGGAGGACCUGACAAUUUGGUUCUGCUGGAUCCUGUGAAAUACAAAGCCAAGUCUCGCUGCCCUGAAUCUUCAGGGGGUGAUGAAAAUAGUUCACAUCCCAAAUGGCUGAUUGGGGAGCAAGAAUUUGAAGCUUUAAUGAGAAUGUUGGAUAACUUGGGUUACAGAACUGGUUAUCCUUAUCGUUGUCCAGCUCUGCGAGAAAAAACUAAGAAUCGCAGUGAUGUUGAAAUCCCACCCUCUGCCACAGGUUUUACUUUUCCAGAGGACAGUGACUCUAGCUCUCGCUCCCCUCUCAAGCAAAGUUCUCAGAAACAGCAGCGAGAGAAGACAAGAUGGCUGAAUGCAGGCAGCACAGGCAGAGUUGAUGAAGUGCCUGAAGAAUCUAGGAAUGGUGACAGCCCCAAAUCGAAGACUAAGUGGAUGAAGGAUGCUGCUGGCCCAAUUCCCAAUCAGUUUGUGCCACUAAACACUGACCCGCGUGAGUUCAAAGAGAUGAGGAAUAAGAUUCGAGAACAAAAUUUACAAGAUAUAAAGACCGCAGGUCCUCAAUCUCAAUUACUAUGUGGUGUUGUACUGGAUAGAUCCUUUGCUCAGGGCGAAUUGGUGACUGCAUCAAAGGCAAUCAUUGAGAAGGAAUAUCAACCACGGGUGAUUGUGAGCACUGCCCCAAAUCCCUUCAACAAACUGACAGACCGUGAACUUGAUGAGUACCGGAAAGAAGUUGAACGAAAACAGAAGGGGCCUGAAGUUGAGAAUGCUACAGCCCAAAUUGGUGAGACCUUGGCAAAAGUUGAGUUCACUCAAGUGCAACAAGAAUGUCCUGAUGGCAAGGCAGAUGACAUGGCAAUUAUAUCGCAAAUGCACCCUAUCCUGGAGAAAGUGACUGAUACCGAAGUCGAUCAAAACCAAAGUCUGUCCUCAGUGCAUGAACUUGUUCAUAACCAAGAGGUUUUAGAGUCCCAGUCAGUGGAUGAAAAAGUAAAUGAUCAACAGAGUCCUGCAGACCACACACCUACCCGCACUCCUCCCAGCACUCCAACAAAGUUAGAUGAUGAAUUGCAAGUGGAACAGACAUGCAAGGAUGAUAGUGCUGCAACUUUCCAACAGUCCCUGCCAGACCUCACCCCUGAUGAGCCCUCGGAAGCGCUGACCUUCCCGACUUCUGGAAAAGAGGAGUCGGACAGCCCAAGCAAAGAUCUGAGUAGGAAGCUUGAUGAGCUGACCACAGCUGAGCUCCAAGAAGUGCCCUCCACACCACCACCUGAGCAGGUGCCAACGCCACCAGCUGAGGAUGUGGCAGAUGCAGCUAGCGAUGAGUCUCCCAGCAAGUCACCUUCGAAGAAGAAGAAAAAAUUCCGCACUCCCUCCUUCCUGAAGAAGAAUAAGAAGAAAAGUGAAUCCUAAAAAAUACCUAGUUUUUUACCUGGGAAGGCAGGAUGCCCUCAUUUUGCAGAUCGAUUCUAAUUCAUUUCUAGAAUGUACAAGGUUGUAUCGUUUAGUGUUACGUCUUAUUAAAAACAUCCAUGUAAUGGAAUGCAAAGAAACGUCUAGUAUAGCUUGAUUGAUAUGGAAAGUAACAGGACAUUCUUUGACAUAAAACAAAAAAAGGUGCUAAUCCUUUCAGUGCAGUAGGUGCAACCCGCUAAGUGUUUAAUUGCAGCAUGGUUUGCCACUUUGGGGUGAGGUAGAAGAAUAAUGAACCAGAGGAAGCCUUUUUUAAUAAGAUUAUAUUGUAAUGAUGAAUUAAUUGCUUUGUUGACAUAAUAUGCAGAUAUUGUAGUAAUGACAUACAUUUUACUACAGGUGAGACAUCCUGCUUGUGACUGUUAAAUGCCAGCCAUCUGCAAUGCUGCCUAAAUGGUGUGGGGAUGUGUUUUAAGGGAAGGUUAUUACAUGUGACUUGUAAACUGGCACAGAUCAUGAGUUGCUUACUUUAUAAAUGAAUGCUCUAGGUAAAUUGCUGAAUCGUGACUAUCUUCUUUUCAGUUUAAAGCAAAUUUCUCUCCUUGUUUUGUCUGUGCACAAUUUUUAAAGCAAUUGUUGACUGCAGCCCAUUGGUAAACUUGGUACGGUAUCUGUCAACAAUGCUGGGUUCUAUCCUGAGAAUAUUUGCACAAUGAGUUUCCACAUUUUGGAUAUUUCUCAGAGCAAGGUCUUUGGCAUGACCAAUCUUUAUUGCUUUAUGUUCAGGAGCUUAACAUGAAUUGGUUGGGUGGAUCUGGUGACACAUUUAUUCAUUUUUGUUUGCUAUACCAGUCCAAGUACAUUGUGUGGUUGUUUGUAAGGGAAGGAAAAAAAAGGUACACAACAUACUCUUCUAUUAGUAAAAUACAGGUUAGAUAAAGAUGGUAAAGUUGUGCUUAAAUGCUGGAAUUGUAUGUAAAACAAAAUUUAGACUUGCAUUUCUGUAGUAUUCUAUUGUAUCUCUAGAGAAAACGCUCCAAUUAUUUUGAAGUGCAGUGAUUGUUUAUGUAGGUAUAUGUGGCAUUUAAAGGAUGUUUUGUUUAGUCAGAAACUCUGUGUAAUGGCCAACAUGUUGUGUCCCUUUUUUUAAUGUAUUGCUUUAAAAUAUAACAGAUUCAGCAACAGUUAUUAUGUUUCCUAGAAUUGACAUAAAUAAGAAAUUGGAUAGAAAGGAGGGGGUCAAUUUUUGCCCUGUGCCAAGGCGCUCCACUGUUACUAAUGGAGGAAAAGAAAUUCAUAAAUCCUACAAUGUGAACAAUACAAAUAAAGCCACUUGAGGCCUGUUGUUAAAAAUGGCAACAGCCAAGACUAUUUAGGGUAUGCCAUGUACAUACUGCCUGACACAUCCUAUCUUCACUAAAUAGGGAGUAGAACAACCUCUGCUGAAUGUCCUUAAUUCAUGGUUGUGAUACUGGAUAUGAAAAUGUCACAAUUCCACAUAAUUAAAACAUAUGGUUUAUUUCUAACAACAAAUGUUCUGAUCAACUGAAUUUGUCAGAUAAAUAUGAAGAAAAUUGCUUUUAAAACUUCUGAACAGAUUGAUGGAAAUCUAUAAAACCCACUAGGCGAGGUAUUGGUGCAAAUAAAUUGCAUCAUUUGGUGCCAACUCCCUACUCCCUUUACACAGAACUUCAGGUAGCACCACCUAAAGCUUCUGACUGAAAUUCCUUCAUUCCCAUUGGGGAAGCCUUGGUUUGGGUAUCUGUAACUUUUAUGCUGGAGACAUAACAUGGUUGAUAUGUUGAAACCCAGGUGCUGACUUCCCCUUUCGAAGCAGGUCUGCUGGUGGGUUGAGGCAGGGCCAUAGUGGAAGUGGCAGCAAAACAAAAAGCAAGGAGUAUAUUUUGCAAAUAAGAUAUGUAAUGAGGACUGCAUGGCAUCGCUGGCUUUCCGCUUGUAUUUUACCCUUGUAUGACUUCUGUACACUCAGCAAUUUUAAGCUAAUUUUUGUUAAACAGUUAGACUUGUCAGACUUGAAUAUUAACCAUAUGCCACUUCUAAUUAUUCCAAUUUUGAUUCUUGUUUCAGUUCUUAAUCAUCUCCACUUAUAUGAAAGAUUUGUAAACUCUGAUUUUUAUUCUCUUUCCAAUUCUUGUAUCACUACAUGAAGUAUAAGAAUUUAUUACU